GUGUUAUAAAAAACUUUGAAUGUUUAUUCUCUCCUGAGUGUAUUCUCUUUUAGAUUGUAAUAAACAGUAUAGAUUGUGAACCUGCUUCUGAAAAAUAAAAAUACAAUAUUAAUAUUUUAUGUAGAACAUAGAUAAAUAAACAAUAUGAAUGCAAUUCGUCAAAGCAAUAGUUAUGUAUGGUCGGUACAGGAACCUGUUGGGCAGGGAGCAACGGGGACUGUUUUCCGUUGCCGUGAUAAGAAAUAUGGUGGAUGCUUUGCUGCCAAAGUUUUUAACUCCCAUGCUGAACGAAGACCAUAUGAGGUUAAAAACAGAGAAAUUGCAGUCUUGGAGAAACUUUCCCACCCAAAUAUAGUCCAACUCAUUGGUUUAGAGCAAGAGCAUGGAUCAAAAGCCACAGUGCUAAUCAUGGAAUUGUGUGAAUCAAGCUUGCAUGACAUUCUUGAGCAGCCUGAAAAUAUUUACGGUUUGAAUGAGCAUGACUUCAAGGAUGUUAUCAAUGAUGUCAGUCUUGGUAUGGCAUAUUUACAAAAUUCAAAUAUUGUACACAGAGAUGUGAAGCCAGGGAAUAUUCUUCGGGCAAGGAAAGGUUAUGGAAGGUACAUAUACAAAAUCACUGAUUUCGGGGCUGCACGAGAACUAAGAGAAGCUGAGCAGUUUCAAUCAGUUUACGGAACUGAAGAGUACUUACAUCCAGAUAUUUAUGAAAAAGCAGUUUUAAAGAAAUGCACAUUAAAAGGUUUUACAGCUGCGGUAGACUUAUGGAGUUUGGGUGUGACUUAUUAUCAUCUAGCAACUGGCGAACUUCCAUUUCGUCCCAUUGGUGGGCGCCAAAAUAAAGAUGUAAUGUUUCGUAUGAUCACUGAGAAGAAACAAGGAGUAAUAUCUUGUCACCAAAAUCCAGCCAAUGGACAACUUGUAUUUUCGUCAAAAUUACCCGAAAAUACAAGGAUAUCGCUAGGGCUUAAAAACUUAAUCACACCCAUUUUAAAAGGAUUACUUGAAACGAAUCCUGAAUAUAUGAUCACUCAUGACGAUUUUUUUCAGAAGAUCAAAGAUAUCAUUGAUAUGAAGGUAUUUUAUGUGUUUUCCACAAAAACAAGUUCAAUGCAUUGCAUCUAUUUGCGGCAAGAAGACAAUAUUUCGAAUUUACAAGACGUGUUGGCAUCACAAGUUGGGAUAAAUGCUUCUGAGCAGGAACUGUAUCAUAACAAUAUGGAGUUCCAACCAGACCUUAUGGCGCCUGUUUUGCACUAUCCAGACAUUACAAUUGACAAUCCACUCAUAUUAAUUACAAGUGAAACAACACCAUCUCAAAAUUUGCAAGAAAAGAAAUUCGCUAGCCUGUCACAUCUUGUCAACACGUCAAUCAAUCCACAAGACGACGCAAACAUAGCGAAGGUGUAUGCAAAUUUAGGGUUUUCGUUGCUACGUCAAGCUGAACUUCUCGUCACUGCACGAAAAGCUAUCCAUCAAACACACGAAACAUUUGAAUUUGUUCUUGAGAGAUUAUUUCAAAAUACAGAAGAAUAUGCAAGACACCUUCAAAUGAGAGUAACUGAUAAAUAUAGAAGCCUAAUAAGUUUUGCGUCUUUACUGGAAAAGUUUCAUGGCACGGGUGAAAACAAAUCGCCACCUCCAGAAUGUCGAGAGAAGUAUAAUGACGUCAUUAAAUGUUUAUCAGAACUUGAAAAAGAAUUUUUUGAUGUGAUGAAGAAAAAAAUGUUAAGAGAGGAGUGGGUUUCAGAUGCUGAUUUUUUAAAGACGCAACCAUGGCUCGAAUCGAUAUCUGCGGAUGCGAAAGUAAUUGAAAAAACAUAUGAAAGAUUCUAUAAGGAUAAAUUUAGACGAAGCAAUGCAACAAUACUGGAUGAUCUUGUUCAUAAAGCCGAAAAACUUGAAAUUAAUAAAUGCUAUCAAAGAAUGCAAGAUCAACUUUUGUCGUUAACCUCUCAUAAAAACCAACUGCACGACCUUCUUGGCAGAUGGUUAAGGAAGGCUCAAUCAAAGAAAGAGUGCUUGUUACGUCUGAAAGAAAACUUAACCCUUCUUUUUGAGGAAUUUGAAGAACAUUUUGAAAGACACUUCACAUUGUUCGAAACAGAAGUGAAUACGCUGGAAACUGAUUGUGUUUCGUUCCAGAAACUGGAAGAAAGCAUGCAAACCUUGGAACAUCUAGUUGAUGUUGCUAGACAGCAAGAAUUACAACUCAUCCAGUUAGAAGAAUUCGAUUCGGACGAACUAUCAGAACUCUCGCUGACACAAACUAACGAGAACACUAACAGCUCACUAGAUGCAAUUGAGAAAGAAGCGAUAUCACAUUAAUUCACUGGAUACAGUGUAAAAAGAACGAAACGCAAAAGCAAAUUGCUUAAUAUCAUGUGAGAGGUAAUGAAAUACAUUCGCAGAUCACUGAAAUCGAUAUUAGAAUUAUGAUAACACAUAAGCAGCUCACUUGAUACGAUAUUAGAAUAACGAUGACACAUUCACAGCUCACUGAAUACGAUAUUGAAUAACGAUAACACAUAAUCAUCUCACUGGAUGCGAUAUUGAAAUAAUGAUAACAUGCACUGAAGCAACGAAAGGAUGUUAAAAGUCACUGAAUUUAGAAUUUAAAAUACCAGAGAUUUUUUUAUCCUACGUCAAAACUAAUAAACAUUUCAAAAUUUCAAACAUUUUAAUAUUUGGUAAACUCGUUAUCAUUUUUAUUAGUUAGAAAUGAUAACUAGUUUAGGGGUGAGUAAAAAGAAGAACAAUUAUUUCAUAAAAUAAGCCUUUUUUUAUCAUAAUAACAUUUCAAAUCUGCGAAAGGUUCGUUUAAUGGCAGGUCGCCUUCUAAAUUAGUUUACAUUCUUUUUGCGGCUGAUACAGAGAUGGUCGUAACCAAAUUAGUUCAUAUGAAAUAAAAUUUAUUUUAAAACGCCAAAACGUUUAGACUUUAAAAGAUAAAAAGUAAAUAAAUACAUAAUAAAAUCCGAAAAUUUUGACUUUUUUCUUUACACAAAUUUGUUCUGUUUAAAUUUUCGGGUUUUAUUGUUUUCGCGAAUAAAGCUUUUUCAUUUGCCAGUUUUGACUGUCGUCCAAUGAAAUAGUUUGUAAGAUACGAUGCUUUUAGAUUUUGCACUUGAAAAAUUUCACCAUUGACACCAUAUUGCUAAUUAUACUAAUAUCAUAAUUACUGAUGGGGGGUUUCUUUUGAUUAAAGAUUUAAUUAUUUGUAAAAAAAUGUUUUUAAUAUUAUUCAAAUUUUGAUGUAAAAUUCCUUUA
Hydractinia symbiolongicarpus is the source of this 3267-nucleotide messenger RNA. RefSeq names its product serine/threonine-protein kinase TBK1-like. NCBI's taxonomy places the organism in Eukaryota, Metazoa, Cnidaria, Hydrozoa, Anthoathecata, Hydractiniidae. Gene Ontology annotation, biological process: peptidyl-serine phosphorylation. Gene Ontology annotation, molecular function: ATP binding; protein serine/threonine kinase activity. Gene Ontology annotation, cellular component: cytoplasm. The record is from RefSeq and is a predicted model, not a curated record. The transcript is spliced from 23 exons. The coding region runs from base 145 to 2325 and encodes 726 amino acids.